Molecule: messenger RNA, 2436 nt
Organism: Mesorhabditis belari
Lineage: Eukaryota; Metazoa; Nematoda; Chromadorea; Rhabditida; Rhabditidae
Source: the annotation of a GenBank genome assembly
AUGACGGACUCCAAGUAUUUUACCACCACAAAGAAAGGUGAAAUCUUUGAACUAAAGACGGAAUUGAACUCAGACAAGAAAGAAAAGAAACGAGAAGCGGUGAAGAAAGUGAUAGCAAGUAUGACAGUUGGCAAAGAUGUCAGUGCUCUAUUUCCUGAUGUAGUCAACUGCAUGCAAACGGAUAAUGUUGAAUUGAAGAAGCUCGUCUACCUGUAUUUGAUGAAUUACGCAAAGAGUCAACCCGAUCUUGCCAUUAUGGCGGUGAACACCUUUGUCAAGGAUUGUGAAGAUCCGAACCCGCUGAUUCGAGCAUUGGCUGUACGUACUAUGGGCUGCAUUCGAGUUGAGAAAAUUACCGAAUAUCUCUGUGAACCAUUGCGGAAAUGCAUGAAGGACGAAGAUCCGUACGUUCGCAAAACCGCUGCCGUUUGCGUUGCCAAGCUUCAUGAUAUGAAUCCUACUCUUGUUGAGGAGCAAGGAUUUGUCGAGCUGUUAAAUGACCUUCUCUCGGAUGCUAACCCGAUGGUUGUUGCUAAUGCCGUUGCCGCUUUGACAGAAAUCAACGAACAGCGACCACUCAUUGAGGUCAAUUCACAAAUGGUCAACAAGCUUCUGACUGCGCUCAACGAAUGUACAGAAUGGGGCCAGGUGUUCAUUCUUGAUGCUCUUGCCGAUUACAGUCCACGUGAUGAACGGGAAGCACAAAAUAUUUGCGAACGGAUCUCACCUCGUCUUGCUCAUGCAAAUGCUGCUGUUGUUCUUUCUACUGUGAAGGUUUUGAUGAAACUUAUCGAGCUUCUGCCAAAUGAUUCGGAAUUUAUCACUCAAUUAAUUCGGAAGCUUGCACCUCCGAUGGUUACUUUAUUGUCUGCUGAACCAGAGAUUCAAUAUGUUGCUUUGCGCAACAUUAACCUGAUUGUCCAAAAGCGACCUGACAUUCUCAAACAAGAAAUGAAGGUAUUCUUCGUCAAGUACAAUGAUCCAAUUUACGUGAAAAUGGAGAAGCUUGAUAUCAUGAUUCGUUUGGCGCAGCAGAGCAAUAUUGCUCAAGUACUCUCCGAAUUGAAAGAGUAUGCUACGGAAGUUGAUGUCGAUUUUGUUCGCAAAUCAGUCCGAGCCAUUGGGCGGUGCGCCAUCAAGGUUGAACAAUCAUCAGAACGUUGUGUGGCUACACUACUCGAACUAAUUCAAACAAAAGUCAACUAUGUGGUUCAAGAAGCCGUUGUCGUUAUCAAGGAUAUCUUCCGAAAAUAUCCAAAUCGCUACGAGUCCAUCAUUUCGACUUUGUGCGAAAAUUUGGAUACACUUGAUGAACCAGAAGCUCGCGCUUCAAUGAUUUGGAUCAUUGGUGAAUACGCUGAACGUAUUGAUAACGCCGAUGAGCUGCUAGAAAGCUUCCUUGAUGGUUUCCACGAUGAAAACACUCAGGUUCAACUGCAACUUUUAACAGCUGUGGUGAAGCUCUUUUUGAAACGACCACAAGACACGCAACAACUUGUACAGAAGGUUCUAUCGUUGGCCACACAAGAUAGCGACAAUCCAGAUCUACGUGAUCGAGGUUACAUCUAUUGGCGACUUCUCUCUGCUGAUCCUGUUGCAGCCAAACAAGUGGUUCUAGCUGAAAAGCCAUUGAUAAGCGAGGAAACCGAUCUCUUGGAGCCAUCGCUUUUGGAUCAACUCAUUUGUCACAUUGGAUCUCUUGCUUCGGUUUACCACAAACCACCGAACAGCUUCAUCGACGCUGCUCGUCAACCUUUACGCCAAAUCAACAAUGGCAUUUCAUCUGGAGCACCUACUGGUUUACUCGACACUGUUGCUCAUUCUACGACCUCAACCACAAAUUCUGCCCAGCCUACUGUAAUCCCAGCACAGGAUACUCUAAUCGCUGAUCUCCUUUCUUUGGAUUUGAAUUCAUCGAUACCCACUGGAGCCAGUGCGACAGGCGGAUUCCCGGCUCCAUCGGCUUCCGGUGGUUUGGAAGAUCUAUUAGGUGGAAUUGGAGGUGAUGGACUCAUGGGAGAUAAUUCAAGUCCUCAGGAUAUGGGGCAUGGUGCUGCAAUGGCUGCUGCCUCGGCAAAUGCUGGAAUGGGUGGUUUAGCGGAUUUGUUCGGUUCGACGAUCCCCUCAGCAACUGGUGGAUUGAAUCUCCCCAAACAGUUGUGGCUUGAUGCAUCGAAAGCAAAGGGAAUGCAACUCGAGGGUUCGGUGAUUCGACGAAAUGGUCGCAUUCUCAUGGAUAUGACAAUCACAAAUAAGGCGAUGCAAGCGAUGAGCGGAUUCGCGGUUCAGCUCAACAAAAACUCGUUCGGCCUGUUCCCCGCCGAAGCUAUACAAAUGCCUGCACCACUAUUGCCUGGACAAAGCAUCAAUGUAUCAGUACCCUGCAACACUGGUGGCCCUGUUCAACGAAUGGAUCCACUCACGAAUCUUCAGGUU